Molecule: messenger RNA, 2871 nt
Organism: Carassius auratus (goldfish)
Lineage: Eukaryota; Metazoa; Chordata; Actinopteri; Cypriniformes; Cyprinidae
Product: SET domain-containing protein 5-like
Exons: 11
Coding region: 830-2137 (435 amino acids)
Biological process (GO): regulation of transcription by RNA polymerase II; regulation of DNA damage response, signal transduction by p53 class mediator
Cellular component (GO): polytene chromosome; nucleus
Molecular function (GO): protein binding; histone H4K20 methyltransferase activity; transcription regulator activity
Source: RefSeq, a predicted model, not a curated record
ACAAGAGUAAACAAAAAAAAAAAACAGUGUUAGGGACUCUUGAACACAACAGGCAGAACACACAAGAGAGAUUAAGAGAAUCAGAACAGGGAGAAAAAGUUUGAGAGAUAAAGCUGAAUAGCUGCUAUCGAGUGGGAGAAAAAGAGAAAAGAGGAGGAGGAGGGUGCAUCUGUCCGCCUCGCUGAUGAGUGUGAACAUUUGUAUGUGUGUGUGUGUAUGGGGGUUGUAUGAUCUUGGCGCAUGCGCCAGUACCUGGCAGUCACCCUCAAGACUGCAGAUAACUCUCCCUCUUCUAACCAUCACUCGUCUAAGCCUUUUCCUGUCCUUUUCUCUUUUUUUCAUUUUCUUCUUUUUUUUCUUUUUUGUUAACCUUGACUCCUAUACAAUCUUCAGCUACUUACCAUGCGUCUGGAUUUGACUGUGUUUGGGUGUGGAUUCUUAGAGCUGACAGAGGUGAGCUACAAUGUACUGAGGAUUUUGGGGGCUCGUCCGGGCAGACCAUUUUUAGCAACAGGCUCCUACUAAUCUCAAAGGAAUUCUUCUGUGCCUGGCAUGAAUAUCCUGAUAGAUUUGGACAAGAUUUUGAUCACUCUGAAGAACCUGUAGGACUUAAUGGCAUCUUGGGUCCUUCAUUGAAUCAAAGGUUAGCGGAAACUCCUGUGACAUCGUGCCCCGUCUGUCAUCUCACAACAGCUAGGAUUCUGGGCUCACUGAGGUGUUUGACUUUUUCACUUGUGUGGCUUCCUUAACUGCAUGCAGUGACUCUGUGGAGGGCGAGUGUGUGUUCGAGGGGGAUUACGCUGUCCCUCCUCUCCCGGUGACCGAGGGCAUGCAGCACAUUCGGAUCAUGGAGGGUGUGUCGCGCUCUCUCCCCUCCUCUCCUCUGCUGUCCCACCAGGCCCUCAACAUGCGUCUGCAGCCGCUCAAGAGACUGCCAGGGGAAGAAAGCCAGGAACUGGGCCCCCCUCCAUCUGUAGACGAGGCCGCCAACACACUGAUGACGCGACUGGGGUUCCUGCUCGGGGAAAAAGUGAACGAAGGGCCUGGUGAAGCACAGUACAGCAUGGAGGAACAAGAUGACCCUCAGAAUUUAAAUGUAUUACUGCAUGUCAUGUCUAAACGGAAGCGAUUUAGUCCUGUGGAGGAUGCCACUGCACACAUUCUGUCUGGCAAAGACAAACCAUGCCUUGAGGAGAGAUUCAUUAACUCUCAUAAAGGUAGAGGUGUGUUUGCUAGCAUGUCCAUUGACAAAGGAUGCUUCAUUCUUGAAUACCGUGGAGAGUUACUUUCCCAAGAGGAGAGCCAAACAAGACAGAAUAGAUACAAUGAAACAGAAAAUACCUUCUUGUUUGAGUUUGAUUGGAAUGGAAGGCAAUGGUGCAUUGAUGCCUCAAAAGAAGAUGGUUCACUUGGGAGACUAGUGAACGAUAAUAACAAGACUCCUAACUGUAAAGUGAAAAAAAUUAGUGUUGAAGGUAAACCACAUCUGUGUUUGUUUUCGGUUAAGGCCAUAGCUUCAGGAGAAGAAUUAACAUACAACUAUGGAGAUUCAGACUGGCCAUGGCGUACUCAGUUGAACCAAGCAGUCCCUCACAAUGAGGAGAACAUACCAUCAGAAGACAGUACACAUUUUCCUGACAAAAUAAACUGUCCCAAGCCAGCUGAACAGAUUGGGAGUUAUUUGUCUGAACCCAGGCCUUCAAAUAGUGGUCAAUCCACCGACCACAACAGUGACCAUUCAUCCACAGCCUCUGACAUGAUGGAGAACCAUUCUCAGGUGAACCAAGCAGUCCCUCACAAUGAGGAGAACAUACCAUCAGAAGAGGGUACACACCUUUCUGACAAAAUAAACUGUCCCAAGCCAGCUGAACAGAUUGGGAGUUAUUUGUCUGAACCCAGGCCUUCAAAUAGUGGUCAAUCCACCGACCACAACAGUGACCAUUCAUCCACAGCCUCUGACAUGAUGGAGAACCAUUCUCAGGUGAACCAAGCAGUCCCUCACAAUGAGGAGAACAUACCAUCAGAAGAGGGUACACACCUUUCUGACAAAAUAAACUGUCCCAAGCCAGCUGAACAGGUAGACAUUUUUGGUUUAAGUCCAGCUCUUGAUCUUCUGAUAAGGCGUAACAGGCAUUAGUAAUGGGAAUCUUUAGUCACCUCACAAGCAAAUUCGAGAAUAAUUCUUGAUCUACCCUUUUUCCCCCAUAUUAAUUAAUCAGUUUACUGACUUGAGAAUCUUAAAUUCCUUAAAUUUACAUAACCUAACAUAAGCAAUUAAGUAAUUUUAAAAAGUAUUACAAAUUAAAAAAUAAAUAAUUAUUAAAACAGUCGUAUGUUAAGUAGUUUUGGUCGAUAUGCCCAUUUUUCAGAUCGUCAUAUCGUCAGCCUGUGAGAUCGACGAGUUUAAUUGAACUGCUGCAUCAGCCAUACAGCGCUCCGGACCGCACGUUCAUAACGAGACCAACGCACCACCACAGAAACAAGAAUGAGAUGCAUUCUAACAUAACUGUGGCAUUUUAAGUCAGUGAGGGCUCGUUAAAAGAGUGCACAUAUAUAGGCCGUUCAGAUUACUUGUUAAAGUUGAAUGAAUUACCUUAUAUCUGCAGACGAUGUGCAUCUGUUUGAGGAUGCAGACUCUGAAACGGCCAAAACUAUGUAUUUUGCAUGCAUCACAUUAUAGUGCGGUGUGCAUGAAAAUAACAACAUGGCGGCAGAGCAAACUUAUCAUCCAUAGUGCUUCUCACAUAGUCCUUCUACCUCAUCACCAGAUAGUGUGUGUUAUAAGUUAAGUGAUCAGUCUUUAAGAGAAGGACUACGUGUGAUCCACUAUGAAUGAUAAGUUUCCUCUGCCGUCUUGUUAUUAUUUGUCUU